Molecule: messenger RNA, 297 nt
Organism: Oikopleura dioica
Lineage: Eukaryota; Metazoa; Chordata; Appendicularia; Copelata; Oikopleuridae
Source: the annotation of a GenBank genome assembly
AUGGCGGAUUCUCGUGAAAGCGAAGCUGAUUUCAAAGAUCGACUCCACGCAAAAUUGCAAAACUCGGGCGAGCUUGAGAAGCUCAAACAGACGCUGAGAGACAGACUCCAAGAAUGCGGAUGGACCGAUUCCAUGCGCAAGAUUUGCAAAGAAAAAGUGCGCGCGUCGAGUAUUGAAAACGUCUCGAUCGACGAUUUGGUGAACGAAGUAACGCCGAUCGGAAGAGACCAAGUACCAGCUGAGAUCAAAAAUGAAAUUCUUCUGAAACUCCGCGCCUUCCUCGACGAAGAAGCCUAG